Pseudozyma flocculosa PF-1 is the source of this 600-nucleotide messenger RNA. RefSeq lists its product as uncharacterized. Bases 1 to 600 code for a protein of 199 amino acids. The record is from RefSeq and is a predicted model, not a curated record. NCBI's taxonomy places the organism in Eukaryota, Fungi, Basidiomycota, Ustilaginomycetes, Ustilaginales, Ustilaginaceae. The transcript has a single exon.
AUGUCCAUGUUCCUGCCCGAGGGUCCCGUCGUCACCCUGCCGUCGCAGCCUCCCCCCAGCGGCACGACCCAGAUCACCCUCAUCGAGGUCUUGCUGCCCGUCUCGAUCAAUCUGUCCAGCCACACCCUGUCAGCUCAUCGUCCCCGAUGGCUCGACCCGUACCUCGAUCUGGACAAGGGCAAGUUCCUCCUCGACGUCUUCCACUUCAAGCCGGUCGGCUGCGAUGCCGAAGCCGUGCCUCAGAGCCAUGCGCACCUCGUCAGGGUCCCCAUCAGGCCCGUGUGGUUCUCGAGCACCUCGCGCGAGGAGGUCGAGAAUUGGAUCCUCGCCUACCCGAGCCGCAGCGUCGCGAUCGCCUGUCGAAGCUACCCGAGCGCCACCAACGUCCUCAGGACCCAGCUGCACGACGUCGAGCACGAGCUGUACCUUGCCAUGCCGUCUUGGCAGGAGCUCAAGAAGAGGGCAGAGGGACUGGCAAGGCAGUCGCGCCCCGACCUCGAGAACCUCACGGCUUGUGCGCAGAGGUUCCAGCAGCAACUGCGCACCUUUUUCGAGGGCGGCAGCCGUCAGUCGAGCGUCUCUGACCUCGGCCAUCGCUAG